This is a messenger RNA of Cucumis melo (muskmelon), 703 nucleotides long. Its product is annotated as proline-rich receptor-like protein kinase PERK9. The transcript has 4 exons. The coding region runs from base 355 to 597 and encodes 80 amino acids. Gene Ontology annotation, molecular function: protein kinase activity; ATP binding. The record is from RefSeq and is a predicted model, not a curated record. Lineage: Eukaryota; Viridiplantae; Streptophyta; Magnoliopsida; Cucurbitales; Cucurbitaceae. Gene Ontology annotation, biological process: protein phosphorylation.
UCAAAGGCUUUUCAAUGAUAAACACAGAUUUACGAUGAACAAGAGAAAAUAAUGUAUUCUCCAUGCCUUCCCAAUUUUUUCCAUAUCAUCAGAAAUUCUGAUUGAAUGACUUGUCAUUUUUCUCUCGAGCUGGAAGCACUUUUAUUUAGUGAUUGCCAUCACUGGUGUGAUAGAACGUCUUAAGGUAUAAGAAUUGUGAUUGCUGUAGGUGAGGUCAGAUGUUCUCACAACUGUGUGCACUUUUAGUUAUUUGUUGUUUGCUUCUAAAAUUGUGUACUCUACCACCAUUAGGUUGCUGAUUUUGGGCUUGCUAAAUUGACACUGGAUUCACAUACUCAUGUAAUAACUCGUGUCAUGGGAACCUUUGGAUAUAUGGCUCCAGAGUAUGCAACAAGUGGGAAAUUGACAGAUAAAUCUGAUGUUUUCUCUUUUGGGGUUGUACUUUUAGAAUUGAUUACUGGUGGAAAGCCUGUAGAUUCUUCUCAGCCUCUAGGGGAUGAGAGCUUAGUUGAAUGGGUACGAUUGUUGAGACUAUUGUCGGUCACAAUGGCAAUUGAAUCACACCAUCUAUUUGAACAGGGAGCUAUAACUAAAUGAAUUACUGCAAUAGAAGAAAUGACUGCAAGUGAGUACAAUUAGUCAGACUCUCGUCUUUGUGACAAGAUCUUGAAGUUCAUCAUUUGUGCAUUCGGACCUGUUAUUG